Gymnogyps californianus (California condor) is the source of this 1595-nucleotide messenger RNA. Its product is annotated as E3 ubiquitin-protein ligase TRIM7-like. Bases 1 to 1410 code for a protein of 469 amino acids. The record is from RefSeq and is a predicted model, not a curated record. The transcript has 7 exons. Gene Ontology annotation, molecular function: protein binding; zinc ion binding. Lineage: Eukaryota; Metazoa; Chordata; Aves; Accipitriformes; Cathartidae.
AUGGCGCGGGCCGUGCUGGCGCUGGGCGAGAGCCUGCAGGCCGAGGCCACCUGCCCCGUCUGCCUGGAGCUCUUCUCCGAGCCCGUCAUCACCGAGUGCGGCCACAACUUCUGCGGCCCCUGCAUGGCGGCGGUGCUGGGGGUCCCGCCGCGCCCCGCCGCCUGCCCCCAGUGCCGCGCAACCGUGGCCCCCGGCUCGCUGCGGCCCAACCGCUCGCUGGGCGCCGUGGCGGGGCUGGCGGGGACCCUGGGGGACGAGGCGCGCCGGCCCCGCUGCCAGGCCCACGGCGAGGCCCUGAGCCUCUUCUGCGAGAGCUGCCGCACCCCGCUCUGCCCCCUGUGCCGAGAGGGGCCCCGGCACCGCGACCACCGGGCGCGGCCCGCCGAGGAGGCCGCCCAGCAGCUGCGGGAGACACUCCAGAGCAACCUGGUUUUUCUACAAAAAGAGAAAGAAGAAUUUAAGCCCAAAGGAGAAAAGCAAAGCGAUGAGCUGCUGGGGAAGGUGGCCUCGGAGCGGCAGAGGCUGCGGGACACCUUCAAGCAGCUGCAGCAGUUCCUGCAGGAGCAGGAGGGCGUUCUGCUGGCCCAGCUCGACCAGGCGCACGGGGAGCUCACCAAGGAGCGCCGCAAAUACGUCUCCAGUGUUUCGGAGAGAAAAUCACUGCUGGACACGCUGAUUGCAGAGAUAGAGAAGAAACGUGACCAGCCGGUGGUUGAAUUCCUUAUGGAUGUUGGCAAAACCCUGAGCAGCUGCGAGGUGGCGAAGACCCCAAUCCCGGAGCCGGUUUCUCCGGAGCUGCGGAGGACCGUUAAGAGCCUCUCUGAGAUGAGCCAGCUGGUCGUGGGUGCGGUGGCCAAAUUCAAAGUGAACCUGCUGAGCGAGAUAGACAGAGAAAGGGUGAAGGUGAUGCUGGACCCAGAGACGGCAAGCCCGUACCUGAUCCUCUCGAAGGACCGCAAAACCGUGCAGCUGGGAGACGGACAGCAAAACCUCCCCGACACCCCCAAGAGAUUCACGGGCAGCCCCAGCGUCCUGGGCUCCCAGGGGUUCACAGCCGGGAGGCAUUACUGGGAGCUGGAGGUAGGGGACGGGGACAGCUGGGCCGUGGGGGUGGCCAUGGAGUCGGUGCGGAGGAAGGAUUCGCUCAACAUGGCCAUGGGGAAGAUCUGGGCCCUGCGGAUGGACUGGAAUCGCCAGUACACGGCGCUCCACAUGCCCCCCGCCCCGCUGGCACUGAAGGAAGAGCCCCGGAGAAUCAGGGUCCACCUGGACUACGAAGCGGGCCAAGUGACCUUCUACAAUGUGGACAACAUGAUGCAGAUCUUGCAGUUCAAGGCCUCCUUCACCGAGAAGGUCUUCCCAUACUUUUGGCUCUGGUCCCAAGAAACCUACAUCCAGCUGCGUGCCUGACGGGGUCGGAUGCGUCCCGGUCCCCUGCCCGUGCCUUUGGCUAGCUGAGCAGGCAAGAGGCGUGGGAAUGACGCAGCAUUGCGUUGCAAACUCACUGCAGCUCUGCCUGGGCUGGAUCCCCUCUGCAUGUUGCUGCACCUCCUCCUCCCAAGUCCUUUGGACCAUUAAAGAUGUGUUGUCCUGCC